GGGCCUCGGCCGCCGCUGCUUACACUUGAGCAUGAGUCUUCUUAUGAUUAGUGAGAAUGUAAAAUUGGCUCGUGAAUAUGCACUGCUGGGAAACUAUGAUUCUGCGAUGGUCUAUUAUCAGGGAGUGCUUGACCAAAUGAACAAGUAUCUGUAUUCAGUCAAAGAUACGUACCUCCAGCAGAAAUGGCAACAGGUUUGGCAGGAAAUAAAUGUGGAAGCUAAACAUGUUAAGGAUAUCAUGAAAACACUAGAGAGCUUUAAACUAGACAGCACUCCAUUGAAAGCUGCACAGCAUGAGCUUCCAGCUUCUGAGGGAGAAGUCUGGUCCUUGCCUGUACCUGUUGAACGAAGACCCUCACCAGGACCUAGGAAACGCCAGUCUCCUCAGUAUAGUGACCCUAAGCCACACGGGAACCGUCCAAGUACAACUGUCAGAGUUCACCGUCCAUCUGCACACAAUCUUCACAACGACAGAGGGAAGGCUGUUCGUUAUCGGGAAAAGAAAGAACAGAAUAAAGGAAGAGAGGAAAAGAACAAAUCACCCGCUGCAGUUACAGAACCAGAGACAAAUAAAUUUGAUAGUACUGGAUAUGAUAAGGACUUAGUAGAAGCUUUGGAAAGAGAUAUAAUUUCUCAGAAUCCCAAUGUUCGAUGGGAUGAUAUUGCUGAUUUAGUAGACGCUAAAAAGUUGCUUAAGGAAGCCGUGGUGUUACCAAUGUGGAUGCCAGAAUUCUUUAAAGGCAUUCGGAGACCGUGGAAGGGAGUGUUGAUGGUUGGCCCACCUGGCACGGGAAAGACCCUUCUCGCUAAAGCAGUAGCUACGGAAUGCAAGACAACAUUCUUCAAUGUCUCUUCAUCAACUCUGACUUCCAAAUACAGAGGAGAGUCUGAGAAGCUUGUUCGUCUUCUUUUCGAAAUGGCUCGAUUUUAUUCUCCAGCCACCAUAUUUAUUGAUGAGAUAGAUUCCAUUUGUAGUCGCAGAGGGACUUCUGAAGAGCACGAAGCAAGCAGAAGGGUGAAGGCCGAGCUGCUGGUUCAAAUGGAUGGUGUUGGAGGUGCUUCUGAAAAUGAUGACCCUUCCAAAAUGGUCAUGGUUCUGGCAGCUACUAAUUUUCCCUGGGAUAUUGAUGAGGCUUUAAGACGACGUCUUGAAAAAAGAAUCUAUAUUCCAUUACCGUCAGCAAAAGGCAGGGAGGAGCUGUUACGAAUAAGUCUGCGUGAGCUGGAAUUGGCUGAUGACGUUGACCUUGCAAGUAUAGCAGAAAACAUGGAAGGUUAUUCAGGUGCGGACAUUACCAACGUGUGCAGGGAUGCAUCCUUGAUGGCAAUGAGAAGGCGUAUUGAAGGCCUGACCCCAGAAGAAAUCCGAAAUCUUUCCAGAGAAGAAAUGCACAUGCCUACCACUAUGGAGGAUUUUGAAAUGGCUUUAAAAAAGGUUUCUAAGUCAGUAUCUGCUGCAGACAUUGAAAGAUACGAGAAAUGGAUAUUUGAGUUUGGAUCAUGCUAAAUUCUCACAUGUAAGCUGUGAGAAACCUGCCUUAAGCAUCUGAACAAUAAUUAAAUGUAGUACUUCAUUGCACCAAGUAUCCUUUUUUAAACUUUCAUAAUGGUAAGAUUAAAAAACACCCUUGAUUCUGAAUAAAAGACAGUUUUUCAAAGCUGCA
Molecule: messenger RNA, 1664 nt
Organism: Ceratotherium simum simum (southern white rhinoceros)
Lineage: Eukaryota; Metazoa; Chordata; Mammalia; Perissodactyla; Rhinocerotidae
Gene: KATNA1
Product: katanin catalytic subunit A1
Biological process (GO): microtubule severing
Cellular component (GO): microtubule cytoskeleton
Molecular function (GO): ATP hydrolysis activity; ATP binding; microtubule severing ATPase activity
Source: RefSeq, a predicted model, not a curated record